GGAGCUGUUACGCCCGAUCACAGCAGGCAACAUAUCAAAUAUAUUCCUCUUUCAAAUAAACAAACCACACAUUGAAUAUGGCCAGCCCAAGUCAACCUGGUUGCUCAAAGAGGCCCUCCCCAGUUCAUGUCAUCGUGGAGCGAACGUGUAGGAGUAUUACGCAAAUAAUCAACAAGUAUAAACAAAAAAUAUAUUUCGAAACGCGCCAGGAGCUAGCCAAAUCAAAAUGCCGAGACUGUGGCCAUUUGAUUGGACGCUGCAACUUUGAUCUAAUGAAUAAGGGACGACGUUUUAAUUUUAUGAGAUGCGAAGAAAUAGGCGCCGGCGUUUUUAUUGUUACAAUGUCGAUCUUGCUUGGACUGGGCCUCUUCUUCAUACGACGAUACAAUCAGACUUUUAUCUAUGGAUCUGGCGGCUGUAAGGCGACCAUUUUUUGGACCAACAACGAUUGCCAGAUAUUAGCUUAGGCAACGUUAUUCCCGAGGUAAAUCCUGUCUUAUCGAUCUUUAAGAUUUCAGGAGCUUGCAUAUUUAGGUUUAUGUGAAGUUAAUAAAUACAGAACUGAGACUAGGAUAAUAU
Molecule: messenger RNA, 579 nt
Organism: Drosophila novamexicana
Lineage: Eukaryota; Metazoa; Arthropoda; Insecta; Diptera; Drosophilidae
Exons: 3
Coding region: 78-467 (129 amino acids)
Source: RefSeq, a predicted model, not a curated record